This is a messenger RNA of Rhagoletis zephyria (snowberry fruit fly), 1442 nucleotides long. RefSeq lists its product as uncharacterized. NCBI's taxonomy places the organism in Eukaryota, Metazoa, Arthropoda, Insecta, Diptera, Tephritidae. The record is from RefSeq and is a predicted model, not a curated record.
AUUUUAUCCGCUCACUGUUCGCUCCGAAGGCUAACUCAAGAUUGAUAACCUCAAUCGUUUCCCGAGGAUGUGCACUACAUAUCAGUCGGUACUACGCUAUCAAUUGCUUGGCUCUGUGAUUUCAUCCUAGAAUGGCAGCAGAAAUAGAACUGAAAAAAAGCCUCACUCAAUUCCGCUACAGCAACUAUGGCGGUGACGAAAUCGACUUUAUUGACGCAUUCUGUUUCGAUAUGGACGAAGACGAUCACAGAGAAAUAAUGUCGGUGAUGGGUGGAUCUCUUUUACGUCUUCCGGAUAGCUUAAAGGAUGACGUAUUGAGCACAUUUUUAAUUAAACAUCCAGAACUAAAAGAACAUAUCGAAGCAGAGAAGGAGAAAACGAAAAGAGAAAGUUUUGAGUUCGAUGUACUAAAGACUACCCGCUGGACCGAGUUUCAUCAGGAAUUCGUGAGAGAAUCGCAAUCGCUUGUCAGCAUUCCCUCAAUCUGCGAACCUGAUAAGCUCUGGGAGCUGGUGCGUCAUAAGCAGCGACCAAACUACGAGCUAGUACGCGCGCUGGCGAUACAGAAAUUAGGCAACGAUAUAAACAAUUGCCUGUACGUGCGCUAUGAGUUGACCAAGAGCAGCAUGCACGAUCAAAGUAUCAAAACAACAAACUUGGAGCAUUUUCACCUAUUCAGUUGGACAGAGGAUCGAUUCUUGGCCAGGCGGCAAUUGAAGGGCAUCGCUUGGCUGGAUAUAUUUGAAGCAUCUCUAAGCGAGAAACACUUGGAAGCCUUCAAGUUGCAGGUUGAUAUUUCAGAGCUGGCGCGACUAAUAAAGCCGCUUUUGUUGAGUUUUUACUCGGAAAAUAAGGAAUACGUAGCGAAUGCGGUGCGGAUGAUAGACGAUGCUCACAAACUGCUUGACAUGCACAAUACAAUCCAGCAAGAACUGAAGGACGGCGUGGCGUAUUUAUGUGAGAUAAUCAAUACGAUUACGAAUAUGUCAUUAAAACGUCGAAGUCAGGGCCGCGAUAUUGUCAAAAACUUUCUGGAAUUGGAAACAAUGGCAUCCUGGGUCCGAUAUCCCAUCGAGAAUCGUUAUCAGCUCAGAUAUUCGAAGGAAAGGGUCGCAGAAUGGAGGGAUCUCUGUGACAGCAAGGAAAGGCAACUGAGUUUGGAAUUGAGCAAAGCCAAAACGAAAUACAGCACAGAAAUGAAUUGCUUCCGGUUGAUGUUGCAGUCAAUGUAUAUAACGAUAGACGAAUACAAAAUUCGAAUUGCCACAAUGAGCGACGAAUAUGAUCGUCAAUUCAACGAAAUUAACGACAAAAAUAUAAAGUUGAAAAGUGAUAUCGAUAAGAUGGCGGUACAACGGAAGUUUAUGGAAGCAGAAAUGGAGUAUAUGAAAGUAAGAGUUCGAGAUAUAUUGGCGGAUGUUGAAAGCGAUAAAAAUACGUGA